AUGGCAGCGCCAAAAGAUCUUAAGCCGAAGGACUUCCAAAACGCCUUCCACUGGGCGGCGACGCAGCAAGACGGAGCAGUCCCCUCCUUUGCGACGCGCCCGAACGAUCCGUACGCUUAUCAGCCCGGUUUCAACAACAGCUUCGAGUCAGAGGCUAUCGCCGGCACGAUUCCAAGGGGCCAGAAUAGCCCGAGAAGCAUCAGAUAUGGACUGUACGCCGAACAGGUGACGGCUUCGGCCUUUGUUGCGCCCAGGCAUUCCAACAAGAAAGCUUGGCUCUACCGGUCGCGACCAGCUGUUGCUCACCAGGGAUUUACCGAUCUACCCGAUAACAAAGACACUGAGUCGACUUUUAUCCCGAUCAACCCCCGAGUUCACGUCUCACCCACUCAAUUGGCUUGGAAGCCGUUCCCGAUCCCUGACGGCCAAGAUCUGGACUUUGUCGAUGGUCUCAAGACUGUCGCCGGCUCUGGAGAUCCAACUCUUCGCGAGGGCCUCGCCACUCAUGUCUACCUCUGCAAUAAGAGCAUGACGAAAAGAGCUUUUGCGAACUCCGACGGCGACUGGCUCAUUGUGCCUCAGCAAGGUGCUCUGGACAUCCAAACUGAGUUCGGUUUCUUGUACGUGCAGCCUGGUGAGAUUUGCGUCAUCCAGCGUGGUCUUCGCUUCAAGGUGAACGUUGAAGGACCGACUCGUGGAUACAUCCUGGAGAUCUGGGGCUCAAACUGGGAGCUUCCCGAGUUGGGUCCUUUGGGAGCGAACGGGUUGGCCAACGCGCGCGACUUCUUGCACCCGGUUGCCGCAUACGAGGUCACGAAAGAAGACCCCUGGAAUAUCGUGUACAAGAUCGGCGGAAAGUUCUUCAACAGCACACAACGGCACUGCCCCUUCGAUGUGGUUGCGUGGCAUGGAAACUACGUGCCGUUCAAGUAUGAUCUCACCAAGUUUGUCAACGUGGGCUCCAUCUCCGUGGACCACAUUGAUCCGUCAAUCUUCUGUGUCUUGACGGCCAAGUCCCGAGAUCCAGCUGCGCCCCUGGCCGACUUCUUGAUCUUCUCUCCUAGAUGGGACGUUGCAUCUCACACCUAUCGCCCGCCCUACUACCACAGAAACUGCGCUUCUGAGCUGAUGGGUCUGAUCUAUGGCGAAUACGGAGGUCGAUCCGAUGAGUUCCAGCCCGGAAGUAUCUCGUUUGAGUGUGGAUUUGUACCUCAUGGCGUCGCAUACGAGCAGUUCGCUGCUGCAUCUAAGGCGGAUCCCCCUCAAAUGCAGAUUUCGCUCGGCUCCAUUGCCUUCAUGUUCGAGACGAGCCGAGCUCUCACCAUCACCGACUAUGCCUGGAACAGCAAAGAGAAGCAUGAGCACGACCCCAAGAUGUGGGAUGACUUGGUCGACAAUUUCUCCCAGUUCGAGAUCGAUCCUAAACUUUUGAGGUCUAACAAGGCAAACCACCUGAGUUGA
Molecule: messenger RNA, 1461 nt
Organism: Colletotrichum abscissum
Lineage: Eukaryota; Fungi; Ascomycota; Sordariomycetes; Glomerellales; Glomerellaceae
Product: homogentisate 1,2-dioxygenase
Exons: 2
Coding region: 1-1461 (486 amino acids)
Biological process (GO): L-phenylalanine catabolic process
Cellular component (GO): cytoplasm
Molecular function (GO): homogentisate 1,2-dioxygenase activity
Source: RefSeq, a predicted model, not a curated record